AUGCCGCUGCAAAGGUGGCUGUACAAAAAUUACCAACAGGUUCUGGCCCUGAUGUUUGCUGUGGAAGAGAUCAACAGAGAUCCCUGGCUGCUCCCUAAUACUACCUUGGGAUUUCACAUCUACAACACUUAUCAUAGUGAUGUCAGGACCUUGGAGAGCUCCCUGAGGUGGCUCUCAGGAUGGGGCCAUUACAGCUGUGAGAGACAGGACAAGUCCAUGGCUGUUAUUGGAGGAGCCAUAUCUGCCCUUUCUGUCCAGAUGGGGAGCCUUCUGGAUCUCUACAGAUUCCCACAGAUAAGCUAUGGCCCAUUUGAUCCUGCCCUUAGUGACAAGGCCCAGUUUCCCUCCCUCUACCAGAUGGCCCCUCAGGACUCUUCCCUGCACCUGGGCAUUGUCCAGCUGCUGUUACACUUUGGCCGGACCUGGGUGGGACUGGUUGUCCCAGAUGACAUGAGAGGUGAGAAGUUCCUCUGGGACAUGGAAGAAGAGAUGAGAAGGAACAAAGCCUGUGUGACCUUCACAGAGAAGAUCCCUGUCAGUGAGAGACACCAUGAUGAAUCCCAAGUGGCUUUCAUGCCCAGAAUUGGUAUCAUCAGCCAAGGUGACACAGACUCACUGAUGAUCCUGAGAUAUUAUCAGCCUUGUUUAUUUUUACUUUGGAAGGUUUGGAUAAUCACAUCACACUGGGAUGUCACCAUGAGACUUUAUGGCAAUGCUUUUCAUGGAGCUCUCAUAUUUUCACAUCAGACAAGGGAGAUUCCUGGUUUCAAAGCUUUUCUCAGAACAGUCACUCCAGCCAAAUACCCUGGAGACAUCUUCCUUAACAGUUUCUGGGUUUCAGCAUUUGAAUGUCCAGAUGAGCCAACAAAACUGAAGCAAGAGGACUGUUCACCGAAUGCUUCCUUGGAGAUGCUGCCUCUACACUAUUUUGACAUGACCAUGUCUAGCCUCAAUUAUUUCCUCUACAAUGCUGUGUAUGCUGUGGCCUGGGCUCUUCAUGACAUAUUCCAGAUUAGAUCAGAAAUGGGAUCUGUGAGAGAAGAAGGGUGCCUGGUGCCUCAACCCUGGCAACUUCACUCAUCUCUGAGCAAUAUUUACUUUGACAAUACUGCUGGAGACAAGGUGGUUUUGGGUGAGGAAAAGAAUCCUGUGGCUAAAUAUGAUAUCAUGAACUUUGGGAUACUGUCUACUUCUGAAGUUCUGAAGAAAAUGGGGCAGUUUGUCCCCCAGGUUCCACUUGGUCAAGAUUUCACCAUUUGUGAGAAGAUAUAUCUCAACUGGCUUGAUUUGAAGGAUUAUAAAUGGUACCUGGUUCCUGCAGCUUGGUUCCUGAAAAGGAGCUGA
This is a messenger RNA of Dromiciops gliroides (monito del monte), 1344 nucleotides long. RefSeq names its product vomeronasal type-2 receptor 26-like. Gene Ontology annotation, cellular component: membrane. The record is from RefSeq and is a predicted model, not a curated record. Gene Ontology annotation, molecular function: G protein-coupled receptor activity. Gene Ontology annotation, biological process: G protein-coupled receptor signaling pathway. Lineage: Eukaryota; Metazoa; Chordata; Mammalia; Microbiotheria; Microbiotheriidae.